AUGAUCACUUGCGGUCACGCUGUCGGCGACCACAAUUCGAAAUGUCUGUUAGAUUUUCUCGGGUAUAUUGUGAACUACGCUGCCGAUUUGACGCUAGUGGAAGAAUUUAUCACAGAAUAUUGUCCUAGACUAGCUGGUUCAAGUGGAAACGAGAGUCUCGUUCUGGGUAUCUCGAGUAUUAUCCGCUCCUUUAAUUGGAAUGAUAUUGAAGAGGCGAUUCUAAACCUUACGAUACAGGUUCCGGAUUGGGGGAUAUGGAAAAGUGAGGAGAACAUUCCUCGUAUCGAUGUAGAGAUGACAUUACGGGUGAUCGGCGGACUGGAUAGAGGACCUGCACAGCAAAAAUUGCUGACGUUAGCUGUGGAUAAGGCUGCAAAGCUCGAUUCGAAGGAAUUGCAGCAUCCCGGUAUCCUCAAUCUCUUGUGGAAAUGGACUAUCCGCACUGAUGAUAGCAAGAUCUUUGGUACUGUCGCCACGAAGUGUAGCAAGAUGGAUUCUAGCCAACUAGGUCCAGUCAUCGAGGCAUUGUUGGUGUAUAUUGGAGAGCUUGCUCCAAGCGACGGUAAAGUGGAUAUUUUGAAAUCCCUCAUGAGCAAACGGAUCGAGUGGUUGAAGCAACAAAUCGAAGGGUUAGAUAGAUAA
This is a messenger RNA of Phytophthora nicotianae INRA-310, 642 nucleotides long. RefSeq lists its product as hypothetical. The transcript has a single exon. The record is from RefSeq and is a predicted model, not a curated record. The coding region runs from base 1 to 642 and encodes 213 amino acids. Lineage: Eukaryota; Oomycota; Peronosporomycetes; Peronosporales; Peronosporaceae.